AUGGAACACAAACAAACUACGCUAGACUCGUGGCUCACUAGGGGCCGACCGAAGCGACCAGAAGCUACGGCGACGACGACGUCCCGACGUGAAGCGCGAGAACCAGAGCCCCGCAAUUCGCGCUUCCAAGCACCGCGAGACAACCCAGCACAGCGAGAAGAGCUCGCGCGCGUGGCCCAUGAAACAAGGGAGGUGCUCCCGGGACUCCUAGCCCAGCUACCGGGUAUACAAGCUAAGAGGGGUGAAGUUGUGCAUCUACGGGGGCUGUCGAGCUUACGAAUAUCCGACUGUCCCAGAACCGGCGGGGCGUGUAUCAAGAUUGUCAACAUGGAUACGCUCGAUGCAGCGAUGCGGCUGAGGAGAGAGUUUCCUGGGCCCCGAUCGCGUGUUGCGGUGCUUAACAUGGCAAGCAACACUCACCCGGGCGGCGGAUGGCGCACAGGUGCCAUGGCACAGGAGGAGUCCAUCUGCUACAGAAGCUCUCUGUACAUGUCACUGCACCGGCGGCAUUAUCCCUGGAGCCAGCGCAUGGGAAUCUACACGGGGGACGUGGUGGUGAUACGGUCCAGCAUGAGAUCGGGGCACAAACUGCUCGUGCCUGACUGUGCGGUCGACGACCUUCCCAUUGUCAGCGUGCUGAGUAUCGCGGCUCUGAGGUGCCCCGCGACGAGAAGCGUCACGCCCCCAGUAUCGAAGAUUGGCGACGACAGCUCUGCACAGCAUCAGCAGAGGACGGUAUAUGCCAAUUAUAAGGAUCGCGACCUGACAGUGGACAAGAUGAGGCUGUGCUUGCGCAUGGCAGCGUCGCACGGUCAUACGCAGCUCGUUCUAGGGGCUCUAGGGUGCGGCGCAUUCAGGAAUCCGCCCCGCGAGAUUGCCGAGUGUUGGCUAGAGGUCCUCACCGAGCUCGAGUUCCAGGGAGGAUGGUGGGAUCAAGUGUGGUUUGCCGUGUAUGAUGCUAAGAAUGAGGGGAAUUUUGAGCUGUUCGAAGAGGUCCUAGGCAAUGUACAGGUGUAG
Molecule: messenger RNA, 1017 nt
Organism: Geosmithia morbida
Lineage: Eukaryota; Fungi; Ascomycota; Sordariomycetes; Hypocreales; Bionectriaceae
Exons: 1
Coding region: 1-1017 (338 amino acids)
Source: RefSeq, a predicted model, not a curated record